GGAAUGAAAGUUGUGUUUUGGAAUUGCAUUGCACAUUGGCUGGAUCGGGAUACAAAGCGUGCGGAGCGAGACGGAACGCGGAGGAGAGAGAGCGAGAGAGAGAGAGAGAGAGAGAAAGAGGAAAGGGAGAAGAGAAAAAGAGAAGUCGGGUAGGAGGCAAGGUAGCAAGGCCAAUGUCUGUCCAUAUCCAGAGUGUGCGUGUCCGAAAUGUCUGUCCACAUCCAAACGGUCUGUCCGUAUUCGUAUCCGAGUCCCGCGCAGAUCCCCAUGCUCCCCCCGGCUCCCCCCCGCCUCGAGCCCCGGCGUGGUUCGGAAGAAAGAACGCAGACGUGGUGCUCGCGAAACACCCCGCCCCCGCCCUCCCCCCUAGCACCCCGGCACCCGGCACCAACACCCAACGCCCAGCGACCCACAGCAACGACAUCCCCCUGCAAGCGCGCUUCGAAGUCAAUCAGCGCUCCCGUGUGGGUGGCAGAAACAAAAAGGGAGACCGACCUGCGCACCGUUCGCCCCCGCCUCGCCCCGUCCUGACAGAGCACGACGUCAAGUCGCCUAAGACUCCCCACGCGCGGAUGCGAGCUCUGGCCAGCCCCCACCCGACACGCCGGUCGCCCCAGACACCCCACCGCCCCGCCCCGCCACCACCCCACCCCGCCCUCUCAUUCAUCUGCAUACGCACGCAUACACUGCAUCUGUCCUGUCCUGUCACGCAUGCGCGGGAAAGACCGAAGACGCCCGAACGCCCGAACUCCCCACGCGCAGAUGCAAGCUCUGGCCAGCCCACACCAAACACGCACGUCGCCCCAGACGCCCUACCGCCCUGUCCGCCGUCCUCUUCACCGUGGAGGAGGGGCCGAAGACGCCAACACGCUAGAACUCCCCACGCGCAGAUGCAAGCUCUGGCCAGCCCACACCAUACACGCACGUCGCCCCAGACGCCCUACCGCCCUGUCCGCCGUCCUCUUCACCGUGGAGGAGGGGCCGAAGACGCCAACACACUAGAACUCCCCACGCGCAGAUGCAAGCUCUGGCCAGCCCACACCAAACACGCACGUCGCCCCAGACGCCCUACCGCCCUGUCCGCCGUCCUCUUCACCGUGGAGGAGGGGCCGAAGACGCCCGAACGCCCGAAAGUCCCACGCGCAGAUGCAAGCUCUGGCCAGCCCACACCGUACACGCACGUCGCUCCAACCGCUCUUGCGUUUCAUUGUCCUUCCCCCAGAAAGACUCACAAUCGUGAUCUCGACGCAUCGCUGGGCUUCCCUCGCGCGGGCGCGGACUCUGGCCAGCCCACACCCGACACGAAGCUCGCCCCGGAAGUUUUCUUACCUACCCUACGUCUUCGUGCGACUACACCUGCAUCCACCCCGUCUCCUCAUACGUCCACACUUCAUCCUGUCCUUCGCGGUCGUUCCGGCCCGCCGGAAUGCUAA
Heterobasidion irregulare TC 32-1 is the source of this 1433-nucleotide messenger RNA. RefSeq lists its product as uncharacterized. The record is from RefSeq and is a predicted model, not a curated record. The coding region runs from base 174 to 1433 and encodes 419 amino acids. The transcript has 6 exons. NCBI's taxonomy places the organism in Eukaryota, Fungi, Basidiomycota, Agaricomycetes, Russulales, Bondarzewiaceae.